AAUGAGUUCAAACACUCUCCUAACUUACCUCUAAAACUAAAUCACCUAAAUAACUCUCAACAUAGAGCAUAUACAAAAAGACAUCUCUCUACUUCACAACUAAUUCGAACAGAAAAUAUUCACUGCAAAACGAGAAUGUACUAUCAUUAACAUAAAUCAUAGUAAAUAGUAGAGAUGAUUCAAUAUCAAUAUAGAUAGAACAAUUCAAAUAAUAAUUUGAUUACACGAUCAAAGUUUUAGAAUAGAAAAUGUUGCAUAUUGAUGAAAACAAAAUGGAUUAAAAUGAGGCUUAUUAAAUGAUGGAAUCCAACAGAAAAAACAUUCAAGAAGAUGUGGAUUUACUCAAAAAUGAAAUGGCCUAUUAAAAAAAAUACUUUGAUGAUCUACUCAAUGAAAAAAUUCGACGUUUAGAAAUUUCUAAUUUGACUGAAACAGUUAACUAAUUCAAGGAUCAACUCAAGCAAUACUACUAAGAAGAAUAGAAAUAAUUAAAUGAACACCAAACUCUUACUAAAUCCCUACUUAAUGCAAAUAAAAAAGCUUUUUUUCAAGAAUUAGAAAGAAUAGUUCAAUAAGUAGAUUCUAUGAAAAUAGAAAUUAAUGAUUAACAAUAAUUAUUUGUCAAAAAACCAGAGUUAGAAACUAGGAUUAAUUAGAUUCAUUUAUUAUUAGAAUAAAAAUCGGAUUUAAUCGAAGUAUAAAAUGCAUUAAAUACCCAAUAAAUUGAUAUUGCCUAGCGAUUUUAAGAAUUCAAAGACGAAGUGCGUACUGUUUUGGAAUUAUAAGGAAAUGAAUUUUACUAAUUGAUUAAUAAGAAAGUAUACAUUUUACCUUAAUUCGAAAUAGGCAAAUCAUAGUGAAGUUAUGCAGUUAUUGUAAGGAAAAAUAGAUAUGGAAACACUUUUAUUGCAUUCAGAAGACAAAGUUCCUCUCAAAGAUUUUCAUCAACACAUGUCCUUAAUUGAAAACAUUGCACUUGAUUUAGCAAAGAAAUAAGAUGCAAAUACAUUUUUAGAAUAUAAAGAUGCCAAUAAUUUGUAAAUUGCUGAAAUUUAAAAGGAAGUUCAAAAAAAAAUGUCUAAGAGAGAAUUUAAAGAAGUACUUGAUAAAAAAGCAAAUCAUGAAGAUGUUUCUAAGGCAUUCAACGAAAUAUAAUCUAUUUUAUCAUCAAAAUUUAAUUAUGAAGACUUCAAUAGGUUCUAAUUAAAUCAAAACACUCUGAAUGAAUAACUAUGUAGUUAAAAUAUAAUUGGCAGGUGGCUUUAUAAAGGCAAUUUUCUGAGUCCUGGAAGUUUAAUACCAUGGAAUAUAUAAGCAAUUAAUACAUUAACUGAAAAUUUCUUAUGGGAUAAAGAUAAGCCAAAUAUCAUUGUUGUUGCUCCUGGGAUUUAUGAAAUCACUCUUGGAUUCUUUGCUAAAAAGAAACCCAAAAUUGAUAUCAUGGUUAAUGGAGAAACAAUUAUCAAUGCAGUUAAUAAUAGUAGGUAGAAAAUCUAUCCUAUAUUAGUUAUGUCGUUCAUCACUCUUCAGGAAAACUAAAGGAUACUAAAACAUCUGUCACUGGAUUGACAAUGAUUGAUUUCAUCUCUUUGCCUGCUCGAGCAAGAAUUAAUAUUGCUUAUCAAGGAGAUUUAGGAGAAGGCUUUUUAUGUUUACGAAAAGUAUGA
Molecule: messenger RNA, 1667 nt
Organism: Paramecium octaurelia
Lineage: Eukaryota; Ciliophora; Oligohymenophorea; Peniculida; Parameciidae
Source: the annotation of a GenBank genome assembly